Molecule: messenger RNA, 1716 nt
Organism: Stylonychia lemnae
Lineage: Eukaryota; Ciliophora; Spirotrichea; Sporadotrichida; Oxytrichidae
Source: the annotation of a GenBank genome assembly
AUGAUAUUACGAGAUUUAACACUGCAUAAUUAAGAGGAGUAAAAAGAAGGCUAUAUCUAGACUCCGUAAGAUGAUGAUGAAGAAUCAAGGCUAAUUAAUGAUAAAUGCAAUGUUGACUAGGAAUUAGAUGAUUACUUGAAGCCAAUAACUUAUCAACAAAGAUAAAUAAAAAAUAAAACACUAGUUCCUUCCAAAAAAAAGUAUUUUGAAGAUGUACCCUAAAAUAAUGGCUAAAUUAUUCAAGGUUUUGAGGAAGAUAAUGAUAAUAGUUUAAGUAUUGCUGAGAAAAUGAUAAAACUAGAUUUACUAUUAAUGGGAUUUGAUAUGAAAACCGUUCAUAAUCUACUUAAGUUUGAGAAUGUUACAGACACUAAUUAAGGAGUAGAUUUUCUGAUAAAAGGUCCAAAUGGAUAUACUCACAAAUACUAAUUAGACAUUUUCUCAUAAAAAUGUGCAAUUUGUUAAGAAGUAGCUAUUGAGCAUCAAGAUGAAAAGACAAGAUUAAGUGAACUAAGAAUGCAAAUUCUAAACGUUAAUUAAAAUAUCGCUUAUCAUAUUGUAGCGAAUACUAAUUUAAAUGAUAAUCCAAUAACAUAUUUACAAUAGAGAAGGUCUAUUCCACCUAUUAAUUAAAGACAAGUAUCAAGAUAAUCAAUCGAUCUUUAAAACUUUGGGGCUCAUUUCCAUCUUCCUAGUUAAGAAUUUAAGCCAGCACCUAUAGAACCUGUUUAAAGAGCUUAACCAAUUGAUUUUGGUGGAGUAAUGUGUGAGAUAUGCUAUAUGAAUUAUAUGGAAACUGAUAUGUAUGGUAUUAUUUGUAAUCAUAAGUUCUGUCUUAACUGUCUUUACGACUACCUUGAAUUUAACGUAACUAAUGGCUAAGUAAUGAAAGUUAAAUGCCCUUAGAAUACUUGUAAAGAAGAAUUCACUAGAGAAGAUAUAAGAAAGUUUGGAAGUUAAGAGAUUUACAUGAAGUACUUAAAGUUUAAGGAAAAUAUUGAUGUAAAUUUGAAUCCUAAUCUAAAAUGGUGCCCAAAACCUAACUGUAAUCAUUAUAUCUAGAAAAAUAAAAAGAGCAGAAAAGUUAAAUGUGAAUGUGGUAUGGAAAUUUGUUUUGAUUGUGGCAUAGAAUGGCAUGGUAAGAUAAAAUGUAAAGAAGCAAUGGAUAAAGAAUUUUUCGGUUGGGCAGCUAAUAAUGGCAAUAUAAGUAACUGCCCUAAAUGUAAAGUUAGAUUAGAGAAAAUUGCAGGGUGCAAUCAUAUGACUUGUCGAUAGUGUGGAUAUAGUUGGUGCUGGCUUUGCGGGAAAAAAUAUACAAGCAAUCAUUAUAGCAUCAUCAAUGUAUUUGGUUGCCCUGGCCAACAGUAUUUCACUUAUCACAGAAUCUGGGUAAUUCUUUUGAAUAUCUUGAUAUUUGCUGGUAUUCCUUUAAUCAUUCUACUAGCACCACCAGUUUAUUUAAUAGGAAAAUACUUCGAUAACUAUGAUGAUGAUUUUAUAUCCAGAAUUCUAUGCUGUGUUAAAUGUAUCGAUAGAACUUGUAGUAACUGUUUCUGUCAGAUAUUGGUAGCCAUAUUCGUUUUGCCUAUAGUUAUAUCAAUCGGAUUGCUAGUAGGAGCGAUAGCUUUAGCAAUACUAAUAGUCCCAGCUUAUAUAUUUCAGCUUUAUAGAAUACUCAAAUUAGUAUUCUAUAGAUGUAGGUGCUGCCUAAAGUGA